AUAAACACAAAGUCACGACGGCGAGACAGCUGACUUUCACUAUCGCAAGGCUGUUCCCAUGAUAUCUUAGAGACGUUUAUUUCUCGCAGGGAACGAGCACGAAGCGAUCCGGGCCAAAGUCGUUUCGGCGAAGUAGCGCAUUGGUUAACGGUAGUGCCAUCUAACUGCGUCUACAAGUAGACUAGCAGAUAUAUCAUGCUUUUAAAUUUUGCCCUUGGUCUUCGCUGCAGCACGUGUAGGUUCAUCAGUUCAUCAGUUCAGCGACGUCAAGCUGAACCAUGGCAGAUAUGAUAUUCAAGUACCCAACUAUGAUUAGCUGUGGGGGCUAUUUCCAGAACUUGACCACCAAAAUCCUCGACGUGAGCCUCCACCAGUUCGGGCUGCAUAACUGACUUGUUUACCCUGUUACCCCUAUUAUAUAUAUCCACACAUAUAGAUCGCUCAAAUGAACGUCAAAAAGAACAUUAUCGCCCUUGUCACCGGCACCGUCGUCGGUGCGCUCGCUCGGCGACGAACCGCUAUCUGGCGUAUGCUUUACAGGAAGUUGCAGCUUCCUGUAAGCUCCAAGCAAGCGCCGACAAGGCAAAAAGCCGUCCUGCGAGUGCUUUAUCGUUGCCUUCCGACGCGACUGCGGAAUUUACGCGCAAUGAUCUGCAGCUGAUCACGGCCGACGCGACGCCUCACGCCGCCUCCACAAGCGGCGGUACCGCCAGCCCGAGCGCUGGCGAUAGAUGCCACAAGCGCCCGCAGCACCGUCAGCAGCAUCAGUGCCAUUGGCUCGGCCAGCUCGGCAACCCCUGCAGCCGCCAGCUCGCUGCAUGCUUCGGCUUCUGAGCACACACUGCCCAUGCAUACGAACCCGCUUCAGGUCGCCGCCGCGCUGGCCCCCAAGCUGGAGUCCAGCUCGGACCGCUCCGACGUAUGCACGGGCAGCGGCUCAUCCGCCGGCUCUGGCGACACUGCACUCGGUAGCGCCAGCGAUGGCGCCCUUUCCGCCGUCGUCCGUAAGGACAGCAGCAGCACCACCACUACCGACGCCAGCACCGACAGCGGUCAUGUUUGCCCUAACGCCUCCAAGGGGGCACGGUCACCAGGCACUGUAAAGCUAGAGGACGAGGCCUGCAUGGACGACCAGAAGGUCAAGGCCUUCAUCAAGCAGCACGGUCUUACGCUCUGCAUCCCCCAGCGCGAGCUGGGCAAGGGCGCAUUCGGCCACGUGGAAAUGGUGAUCAUCACCCUGCCUGACGGCACCACCGUCAAGGCCGCACGCAAGACCCUGCACGCGUGUGAGACCAAGGGCGCUGUGGCUGCACUACGCCGCAUACUGAACCAGGAGCUGGCAGGGCUGGCUGCUUCCGCGGGCUGCGAGCGCGCGGUGCAGUGCCUGGGCUACCGGCUGCCGACUGAUGACGACGAGCGGGCGGAGCUGCUGCUGAGCUGUGCGGAGGGCGGCUCCGUAGAGAACCUGCUGAACGCGGUGGCCAAGGACCAUUUUGAUCGCAUUGACAACGCGCCCGAGCGCCGGCGCACCGGCAAGAACAAGGACAAGUAUGAGAUGCUGCCGUACCCCGGCAACACGCUCAUGGAUGAGGCUGACCUGAAGGGCAUGCUGCGUGCCAUGGCGCCCUUCAUCGUGCGCGCAUAGGGUCUUGACUGCCAGGUUGAAGUCGCACACGCGGAAGACCUUGCUGCCAUCAGGCGCGAUGUCGUACAGCAGGUUGGCGGGCUUCAGGUCAAAGUGCAUGUAGCCGCGAGCGUUCAGGUGCUUUGAUGAAGAGCGCCAUGGCACGCAGCAUGCCCUUCAGGUCGGCCUCAUCCAUAAGCGUGUUGCCGGGGUACGGCAGCAUCUCAAACUUGUCCUUGUUCUUGCCGGUGCGCCGGCGCUCGGGCGCGUUGUCAAUGCGAUCAAAGUGCUCCUUGGCCAGCGCAUUCUGCAUGAACAAAGCAGAUGGGGACCAGUCUGUCAGGAGCUGAAAGAUUG
Messenger RNA from Chlamydomonas reinhardtii, 1981 nucleotides. RefSeq lists its product as uncharacterized. The transcript has 5 exons. The coding region runs from base 848 to 1645 and encodes 265 amino acids. Gene Ontology annotation, cellular component: mitochondrion. The record is from RefSeq and is a predicted model, not a curated record. Gene Ontology annotation, molecular function: ATP binding; holocytochrome-c synthase activity. NCBI's taxonomy places the organism in Eukaryota, Viridiplantae, Chlorophyta, Chlorophyceae, Chlamydomonadales, Chlamydomonadaceae.